This is a messenger RNA of Andrographis paniculata, 1147 nucleotides long. Its product is annotated as tropinone reductase homolog At5g06060-like. Gene Ontology annotation, molecular function: oxidoreductase activity. The record is from RefSeq and is a predicted model, not a curated record. NCBI's taxonomy places the organism in Eukaryota, Viridiplantae, Streptophyta, Magnoliopsida, Lamiales, Acanthaceae. The coding region runs from base 204 to 992 and encodes 262 amino acids. The transcript is spliced from 4 exons.
GGUGGCGGCGGCGGCGGCGAGGAGAAAAAACUAGAGGAAAGGAGAAGAAGGAAAGAGCAAUUAAAUUCAUAUUAAAUUCGUUCUAAAUAACUAAGGAAGGAGAAAUUUAAGUGAAAAUUGAUUAAUUCAUAUUUUAAUCAACCAAAUUAAACGCAGAUAAAAACCGCUAGGGCCAUCGUUGCGGCGUCCAGCAAAGAAAUCCGAUGGCAGGAACGGGUUCAAGAUGGUCGCUUUCCGGAUGCACUGCUCUCGUUACCGGUGGGACUCGUGGCAUCGGACAUGCGAUUGUGGAAGAGCUCGCUGAAUUGGGUGCAAAUGUCUACACUUGUUCGAGGAACGCGGAGGAGCUCAACCAGCGGCUACAGGAAUGGACUUCCAAGGGCUACACAGUCACUGGCUCCGUCUGCGACGCCUCUUCCAGAGACCAAAGGGAAAAGCUCAUCGAAAGCGCAUCCUCUGCUUUCGAUGGCAAGCUCAAUAUCCUUAUAAAUAAUGUUGGGACUAAUAUCAGGAAGCGAACUGUCGAUUACACUGCUGAAGAAUAUUCGAUGCUGAUGGCUACAAACUUAGAAUCCUCCUACAAUUUAUGCCAACUUGCUCAUCCUCUUCUUAAAGCUGCUGGGACCGGCAGCGUCGUAUUUAUUUCCUCUGUUGCUGGUCUUGUGCAUUUGUUUUCGGGAUCUAUAUAUGGAGCCACUAAAGGGGCACUGAACCAGCUCACAAAAAAUUUAGCUUGUGAGUGGGCAAAGGAUAACAUUCGGGUGAACUGUGUCGCUCCUUGGUACAUCCGAACAUCCCUUGUGAAACCUUUGCUGGAGAAUGAAGAGUUCUUGAAUAGUGUAAUAUCUAAAACUCCACUCAAACGUCCCGGAGAACCACAAGAAGUCUCCUCCUUGGUCGCUUUCCUUUGCCUUCCCGCAGCGUCUUAUAUCACAGGUCAAGUUAUAUCCGUUGAUGGAGGAAUGACCGUGAAUGGUUUCUCGUUCCCUUGACAAUAAUUAGUAUGUUUGUUCGUUUUAGAAGUAUUUUUGUGAUGUAUUUUGCAUAUUUCUGGUUUCAAAAUAAAAAUGACUUGAGUUGUGAACACAGUCGACUAUAUAUAAAUCUCAUGUUUUAAAACAAUAAUGAAAUGCUUUAAUAAUGGCGA